AUGAACCGUUAUUUCUCGCACCUUCAAACGGCCCUAAAUGAAGCUAGGGCAGCAUUAUCACUACCUCCUGUAUCUGCAGUUGAUGAGUUGAGCAUGAAAGAGGAAGAUAGCAAAGCCUCCCAGCGUGAACAGGCUGAUGAACAACCCAAUACGUUGGAGGUUGCCAUGGAGCAAGAUACACUCGCCUCCGCCCCAAUGCGGUCUCUCUAUGAAGUCACCAAGUCCAGCGAGGUGCACGAAAAGACCACCCAGUUUUCAGGCUUGGUCAUGGAGCCAGACUUUGUCUCUCGGGGAGUAAUUACCGAAGCAGAAGCUGGUCAGCUUACCAAAACAUACCUGACCCGACUGGACCACUUCUUUUAUGACCACCUACAAAAAUACGCAGACAUCAGCGAGGUACGCAAGACAUCUACACUACUUGCAUUAACCCUAUGCACAGUAGCAGCUCUGCAUGACCCUCUGGGUACAGAUGCCUAUGAUAAGUUGAGCAGAGAGCUCCGCAGCGUAACAUCGUCACUCAUGUUUCGUACUCAUUUGGGGGUAGAGGAUAUCAAGGCCCUGUGUAUGGGCUCGUACUGGCUGGGGAAUCUGACUUGGGUUCUGUCUGGUCUCGUCCUUAGAAAAGCAAUUGGGAUGCAGUACCAUACGGCGCAUAUGAAUCAGCCACAGACCGAUAAAGAAGGGUUCGGCAAGUCACAGAUGUGGCUAUUGAUAUUUUUAGCCAAUGAGCAAAUAUCGAUACUCCACGGCUCUCCAGCCUGUGGUGUGGAGCCUGGAUAUAUCAACUGGAAGAAUCACCUGGCCUCCCCCUUUUCAGGGGAGAUAGACCUGAGGUUAAUCAGUCAUAUUGACCUCCUUUUACUUUUGGGAAAGGUACGGCAGACGUAUGGGGUGGAUGCAAUGAAACCUAUCCCCCUAUCACUCAUCCCACAACUUCGAGAUUACCUUGCACAAUUAGACAGAUGGUCCCAGGCAUGGACGGGAAGACUAGCAAGGAACAAAUGGCUUGGAAACUUUCCAUCUCAGGCUGUUAAACUGCAUUUCCGAUUUGCAAAGUUCUUUAUAUGCUCCCAUGCAUUCCGAGGGUUAAACGUGGAAGCUGCCCACGUACCACUCGCUCCAGAGCUACAGGAAAUUGCAGGCAGUGCAGUUGCAACGGCAAUCUCCAUUCUCGAACUGCUUAUUGAAUCUGACGAACUACGUGCGUACCUUGUUGGAAUCCCGCAUUAUUUCCACACUAUGUUUGCGUUUGCGGCUGUCUUUCUUCUCAAGGUUGCCACACGUAAUAGACAGCAUGUGCAUGUUGAUACACAGCUGGUGUUUCGGAUUAGUCGACGCGUUCUGGAAGUGUUUCAACACUGUCCUUGCGCCAAACAGCACCUUGUGCAUCGCAUUGCUCAGGGGCUCCAGGAGAUGAUCGAGCGUUGUGAAGGUCAAAUCGCAACUGAAAGCUCCGGCCACCCUGUAAACCGAGUUCUAAACCGGGAGCCACCUAUCCCGGCCUCCAUGCCUCCUCCACCCACAACCUCAAACCCCGAGAUCGGAUCCCAGGAUAUGCUUUCGUGGUUUAACCUGGAGAACUUUGACUUCCUUUCUAUGUCACCUCCUACCUGGAACACCGAGUUUUAG
Messenger RNA from Trichophyton benhamiae CBS 112371, 1629 nucleotides. RefSeq lists its product as uncharacterized. Lineage: Eukaryota; Fungi; Ascomycota; Eurotiomycetes; Onygenales; Arthrodermataceae. Bases 1 to 1629 code for a protein of 542 amino acids. The record is from RefSeq and is a predicted model, not a curated record. Gene Ontology annotation, cellular component: nucleus. Gene Ontology annotation, biological process: regulation of DNA-templated transcription. The transcript has a single exon. Gene Ontology annotation, molecular function: transcription cis-regulatory region binding; DNA-binding transcription factor activity, RNA polymerase II-specific.